AUGCUAAGAGCAUCUUCGGCUUGCGCCUCAAAGGCGAGCACCAGGUCCGUUACUUCCGGUCCCUCGUGGCGGAUUGCUCGUCCGCUACGCUCGGAAUCCUUACGGCGCGGAUAUGCCUCUAUUACCGACCUCAGUAAAUAUCCUCAGCCGGGAGACCAGUUGCAUGGCUUCACAUUCAAGCGUGCCAAACACGUUCCAGAGCUGGAGUUAACAGCUCUGCAUCUGCAGCAUGAUAAAACUGGUGCCGAUUAUCUGCAUAUCGCUCGCGAUGACAAAAAUAAUGUCUUCUCAAUUGGUUUUAAGACAAACCCUCCAGACGACACCGGAGUGCCGCACAUUCUCGAGCAUACGACGCUUUGUGGGAGUGAGAAGUACCCCAUUCGUGAUCCUUUCUUCAAGAUGCUCCCUCGAUCUCUCUCCAAUUUCAUGAACGCCUUCACUUCUUCAGAUCAUACCACCUAUCCUUUUGCGACAACCAAUCCACGCGACUUCAAUAACCUGAUGUCUGUUUACCUCGAUGCCACGCUUCAUCCUCUGUUGACGCGGAACGACUUUAACCAAGAGGGUUGGCGCAUUGGACCUCAGAACCCUGUUUCGGCCCUCUCGGAGGAUGCUCCUCGCGGAGAAGACGACAAGCUUGUUUUCAAGGGUGUGGUCUACAAUGAAAUGAAGGGCCAGAUGUCAGAUGCCAGCUAUCUUUUCUACAUUCGGUUUCAAGAUCAUAUUUUCCCAGCCAUCCAUAAUUCCGGCGGCGAUCCGCAGAAGAUUACGGACUUGACAUACCAACAACUCAAGGAUUUCCAUGCCGAGCAUUAUCAUCCAAGCAACGCAAAAGUCUUCACAUACGGCGACAUUCCUCUGGAAGAACACUUGAAGGAGAUUGGGUCCCGCCUCGAGCGGUUUGAGAAGAUCCAGAAAGACAGCGAGAUCAGGGGCCCAAUAAGUCUCGAUCAGGGUCCACAAUACGUCACGGUGAAAGGUCCUAUCGAUCCCUUGGUUGAUCAAGAUAUGCAGUUCAAGACUUCCACCUCGUGGCUUAUGGGAGACAUGACGAACAUUCUGGAGACCUUUUCCUUGGGUGUCAUUUCGUCGUUGCUGUUGGAUGGUUAUGGCUCGCCCAUGUAUCGCAAUCUGAUUGAGGCUGGCUUGGGACCCGAUUUUAGCCCCAAUACAGGUUUCGAUAGCUCAGGCAAGACGGGUGUUUUCUCAGUUGGACUGAACGGUGUCCGAGAAGCCGAUGUUCCUAAAGUUAAAGCGGCCGUUCAAAAAACUCUUCAGGAAGUCAAGGAGUCUGGUUUCGAGAAGAACAAGGUUGACGGUCUGCUGCAUCAGCUGGAACUGAGUUUGAAGCAUAAGACCGCUCAUUUUGGCAUGGGCAUAAUGCAGCGGCUGAAGCCUGGAUGGUUCAACGGAGUCGAUCCUUUUGACGCGUUGGCCUGGGACGAAACUGUUUCCGCAUUCAAGGAGAAAUACGCACAGCCUGGAUAUCUUGAGAGCCUACUGGAGAAGUAUUUGCUGAAUGACAACACUCUCACUUUUACCAUGGAACCAUCAACAACCUUCAGUGAGGAACUCGCAGCUGAGGAGGCUACCCGCUUGGCUUCCAAGAUUGCCGAGGCGGCUGAGAAUGCCGGCGGUGAGGAAAAAGCUCGUCAGCAACUUGAGAAGCAAGAACUUGAACUUCUUGAGAUUCAAGAGGCGGCCAGAAACCAGGACCUCAGCUGUCUGCCAACCGUCCACGUCAAGGAUAUUCCUCGUCAGAAAGAAAUCAAGCCCGUAAGGGAUACCCUUGUGGGAAACGCCAAAGUUCAGUGGAGAGAGGCGCCGACGAAUGGUUUGACAUAUUUCCGUGCCGUCAAUUCACUCGAAGGCCUGCCUGAUGACUUGCGGUCGCUCGUUCCCUUGUUCACCGAGUCUGUGAUGCGACUUGGUACCAAGGACAAAUCCAUGGAGGAACUUGAAGAUCUGAUCAAGCUCAAGACUGGUGGCGUUAGGACAAUGUAUCACUCAUCUACGUCUCCUACAGAUCUGACGAAGUACACUGAAGGCUUGGCUUUCUCAGGCUACGCUCUGGACCGCAAUGUCCCCGCCAUGUAUGAAAUCCUCCGCACUCUUAUUCUGCAGACGAAUUUCGAUGGGCCGGACGCAGCAGCGAAAAUCCGACAACUCUUGCAGGCUUCAGCUACGGGUGCAGUCAACUCGGUCGCAGAGGUUGGUCACUCGUUUGCUCGGCGUUUUGCCGAAGCCGGAUUGACUCCUGAAGGACGCCUGGCAGAGCAGAUUGGUGGACUUACCCAGGUCGGACUUACCGCUGAGCUCGCGGCUCGCCCUCUUUCAGACGGCUUAGCCGAUGUCAUUUCCAAGCUGAAGUCGAUCCAAGAAUUCGCCAUUUCUGGAGGCAGUGGCUUGCGGGUCGCGCUUACGUGCGGACCCGAAAGUGCGUCCGCCAACGAGGCCGCCUUGAACAACUUCCUCUCUGGCCUGCCUCAAUCAUCGACCCCUCCAAAGGCAUCGUCGCCACCGACUGUCUACCCUCGCAAUUCGAAAUCCUUUUUCCCACUACCGUACCAAGUCUACUACACGGCUCUUUCCCUGCCCACUGUCCCUUACACGCACGCCGCUGGUGCUCCGCUCCAGAUCCUUUCGCAGCUCCUCACACACCGACACUUGCACCACGAGAUUCGGGAAAAGGGCGGAGCCUAUGGCGGUGGCGCCUACUCCAAGGGCCUAGGCGGCCUUUUCGGAUUUUACAGCUACCGCGACCCCAACCCCCAGAAUACGCUAAAGAUUAUGCGUGACGCCGGAGUUUGGGCGCGCGAGAAGGAGUGGACCGACAGGGAUAUCGAAGAGGCGAAACUCAGCGUCUUCCAAGGACUCGAUGCCCCCGAGAGCGUCAGCGAGGAGGGCAUGGUUCGCUUCCUGUCCGGUGUCGAUGAGCAGAUGCAGCAGCUUCGACGAGAACGUUUGCUCGAUGUCAAUGCCGAAGACGUAAAGGAAGUUGCGCAAAAGUUCCUUGUCGAACAGCUCGACAACGCCAGCACGGCCGUUCUCGGCGAACGUGGCGACUGGGUCACGGACAAGGAUGGCUGGCAGGUAAGAGAGCUCGGCAUGUCUGAGCCUGUCCCUGACAGUGCUUGA
Molecule: messenger RNA, 3138 nt
Organism: Xylona heveae TC161
Lineage: Eukaryota; Fungi; Ascomycota; Xylonomycetes; Xylonales; Xylonaceae
Exons: 2
Coding region: 1-3138 (1045 amino acids)
Biological process (GO): protein processing
Cellular component (GO): mitochondrial matrix
Molecular function (GO): metal ion binding
Source: RefSeq, a predicted model, not a curated record